AUGACGGGGAAGAAGUCUUCCCGGGAGAAGCGGCGCAAGAGAAGCGGCCAGGAGGCGGCGGCGGCGCUCGCGACGCCGGACCUGGUGGCCUCCCUGGGCGGCAGCGGCGGUGAGGGCGCCGGCGGCGGCGGGAACGCCGGCUUCCCCGGGAGCGGCGCGGGCGGCGGGGAGCGGCGGAAGCGGCGGAGCACGGACCCGUCCUCCGGCGUGUCGGGCUCUGUGCCCCAGGAAACCAAAUAUCUUUUACCAACUUUGGAGAAAGAAUUCUCGGCAGAGCACAGUGACCUUGAAGAAGGUGGUCUGGACUUGACUGUGUCAUUAAAACCAGUUAGCUUCUACAUAUCAGAUAAAAAGGAAAUGCUUCAGCAGUGCUUCUGUAUUGUCGGAGAGAAGAAGUUACAGAAAAUGCUGCCUGACGUGUUAAAGAACUGUUCAGUAGAAGAAAUUAAAAAAUUAUGCCAAGAACAGUUAGAACUCCUAUCUGAAAAAAAGAUAUUAAAGAUUCUUGAGGGUGACAAUGGUAUAGAUUCUGAUAUGGAAGAGGAGGCAGAUGAUGGCUCGAAGAAGGGAUCUGAUUUAGUCAGUCAACAAGACAUCUGUAUGGAUUCUUCUUUAUCCCUGAAAGAAAACAAGCAACCUGAAGGUCUGGAAUUAAAACAAGGCAAAGGGGAAGACAGCGACGUACUCAGUAUAAAUGCAGAUGCUUAUGACAGCGACAUAGAGGGCCCAUGCAAUGAAGAGGCAGCUGCUCCUGAGGUCCCAGAAAAUACGGUCCAGAGUGAAUCUGGUCAGAUAGAUGACCUGGAGAAAGACAUUGAGAAAAGUGUGAAUGAGAUUCUGGGACUGGCAGAGUCGAGCCCAAAGGAGCCCAAAGCAGCCACGCUAACUCUUCCUCCAUCAGAAGAUGUCCAGCCUUCUGCACAGCAGCUGGAGCUGCUAGAACUUGAGAUGAGGGCAAGAGCCAUUAAAGCCCUGAUGAAAGCUGGUGAUAUAAAAAAGCCAGCCUAG
This is a messenger RNA of Pipistrellus nathusii (Nathusius's pipistrelle), 1008 nucleotides long. Lineage: Eukaryota; Metazoa; Chordata; Mammalia; Chiroptera; Vespertilionidae. The record is from the annotation of a GenBank genome assembly.